UGCCUUGGAAAGCUUACACGAUUUAGUCAAUCGAAGCUAAGCAUUUAGCAGAUCCGCAAAGCUGAUCCAAAGAGUGAGCAAUAGCAGAGAUGCCUAAGGCAGAAUGGGGCAAAAUUGCCUUUGUUCCUACAGGACAGAGAGGACUCGUGCAAACGGCUUGAGAUGUGCGUAGGAUAUCUGCUUAUCAACUGGAGCGAGCCUGAAACAGCACGAUUCCGCCAACAACUAACACGCAACUUGUGCGAAUAAGAUGGAGCGCUGAGGAAACGCGAAUCAGAAAGGCGUGCGUUACAGACGGGGAUGUGUUACAUGUGUGCUUCUCGUGAAGACCACAUGGGGUAGAGGUAUCUGGAAGUUGCAGCGCUGCAAACGGGGAGCAUCACUGUAGGAGGCUCGAGAAGCGCAUCACACUGUCCCGCGUUUAGAUGAUGGACGGAUUUCUGACAGAGCGCUAGAAAAUUACCGUGGACCGCAUUGGAGACCUUCUGCAGCAUAAGAAACAAUUGUAAUGGAUUUUUCCCUAAAAAGAACAUCAAAUGUAUGCAGUUUUAUGAAGUAAGCGGCUCAUUCGCUCGGAAGGAAUGAACAUCGCUCUGGAUUACAUGUCUUGUUAUGAUGUACAAAACUGCGUAUAUACAUUCACUCAAGCAAGCAGGUAUUUGAAAAUUUGCCACUGAAAUAAACGACCGUGAAUUUUCGUUUGGAGGUGAGGACUAGUAUAACAACUCAAAUGGAGUUGCCGCUGGUGGUUUUUACGGUAGUGUGUUGGGUCUCCGUAUGGUCGGACGACCGGAUCAUCUCAGACAGACACGCGGUCUACUGGAACAGUUCAAACUCCAGGUUCUGGCAGGGUGAAUAUACGGUGGCCGUGAGCAUCAAUGACUAUCUGGACGUGUACUGUCCGUACUAUGAGACGCCCCAGCCUCACAGUCACAUGGAGCGCUACAUCCUUUUCAUGGUCAACCAUGAUGGUUACCUCACCUGUGAGCACCGCAUGAGGGGCUUCAAGCGGUGGGAAUGUAACCGGCCCCAGAGUCCUGACGGACCCCUGCGCUUCUCUGAGAAGUUUCAGCUCUUCACCCCCUUCUCGCUUGGUUUUGAGUUCCGACCUGGACACGAGUACUAUUAUAUAUCCUCUCCUCAUCCUAACCACGCUGGCAAGCCGUGUUUAAAGUUGAAGGUGUACGUGAAGCCUACAAGUUCGGGCUAUGAGUCUCCAGAGCCAUUCCUGACUGAUCAGAGCCAGCGCUGCAGGGCAGACGGCCCGUGCCUAGCUGUGCUGCUGUUGCUGCUGGCCUUUCUGCUGGCCCGCGUUUAAGAAGCUCCGCCGCUGCCCAGACUGCCUACCGCUCUCCCUGCAUCCAUACUCCCUCAGGGAAGCCCUCUCAUCCAGACCUCCGGCUGCAGUCGGAUUCACGCGUCUUCUUUUUUACCGAACGAGCUCCUCGCCACUGAUCCGAGGACAAGAGACGUUCGCCCUGCUUUAGCGGCUGAUGUAAAGCUGAACACCUGGAGUCUGUCGUGGAAUGUGACCUUUUAUAUAUGCUGUCAUGUAAUCGAGGCUUGUAUUCAUGUGCCAUUUAGUCACGUUUCAGGGCGUCGCAGUUUACAGACAAGAUUUCAGACACUUAUUUGGAUAGCUAUAAUCCCCCCCCCCCACAUCGUCUUUACACCAUACUCAGCCCUGAAAUAAAGAGGAUUUUCUCCUCCUAAUAAUAACAAAUGACACCAAAGGACUCUCUUCAGAGGUUUAGUUUUAUUUUCCGUUUGAAGGGAGAGAAGAAAUGUGUUUUGUGGUAGCCAGCAGCUAGGGACUUAGUGUUAGACAUUCACAUGCAUGUGAAACACUGUGAAACAAAGAACUGAUCUUACAAUAGUAAUGAUAUAUUUUUAUUAGCCAAAACAAAACAAACGUAGACCUUCUAGCCACUCUUCUGGUGUAAGGCUCAGCUGGUGGAGUUUGGAUCAGAUGCAGCCAAAUGUCAGUGCUCACUGCUGGCCCUCGCCUCCAAACUGUGUGUCUGCUGGUGGGACAAGGACUCCGAAUC
This is a messenger RNA of Sinocyclocheilus grahami, 2048 nucleotides long. Its product is annotated as ephrin-A2. Gene Ontology annotation, biological process: axon guidance; osteoclast differentiation; ephrin receptor signaling pathway. The record is from RefSeq and is a predicted model, not a curated record. Gene Ontology annotation, molecular function: ephrin receptor binding. The transcript has 4 exons. Lineage: Eukaryota; Metazoa; Chordata; Actinopteri; Cypriniformes; Cyprinidae. The coding region runs from base 731 to 1318 and encodes 195 amino acids. Gene Ontology annotation, cellular component: plasma membrane.